AGAUUAAUGGGAUAGAGUUGGGGAAGCCCUUAAAAAGUACAGGAUAACAUUAUUAGUAAUGAAAGAUUCUUGUAAGAAGAGGUAGAUGCUUAAUUAACUCCUUAAAAAUGCCCUCAUUUAAGACAUGUGAUAAAAUAUCACUUUAACUAAAAGAAGAUCGAAUUUGAAUGCUUCCCUGAUUUUACUAAAUUAAAAAGUCUUGAAGAACUCAGUCUUAAUAAUGAGCUAGAAAAUAAAGAUUUGAAGGAAAUAUUCAAAUAACUUAUUGAAGGAUUAUAUGAAUUGCAUAAAAAUAAUUUCAUAGGAAGAUGUCUUACUUUAAAUUGCAUUACUUAUGAAAAAUAGACCAAUAAACUUAAUUACGGAUCUUAUGGGUUUUUUCAUUCAGCAGACCAAUUGUAAUUUCCUCCUGAAUGUUUAUAUAAGAUGAUAAAUACAUAUGAGUCAGAUUUUUGGUCAAUAGCUAAAAUAAUGUGGUAAAUAUACACCAAAACGAACGAUUAUUAUGGUAAAUCAAUCCUAGAAUUAGGAAAGGAUCUAUUAGCGUACAAGAUAGAAGCCUAAAUGAUAAAUAUUAAUAAGGAGCCAACAGAAUUGGUUUAGUUGAUAAAUAAGCUGCUUCCUGUAUAUUGUGGACAAAGAAUGACUAUUGAUGAAUUGUUGGAACAAAAAUACCUAGACUUUGACUAAUAAAAAAGAGAAUAAAUGAAGAACUUUUAUAAGACGUAUCAAUUUGAACAUUAUUUCUUAAAACUAAUGAAAAAAACACAUCUAAGGGAUCCUCAAAAAAUUUUUGUCUAUUAUAUUGAUCUUGAUAACCCAAUUUGUCAGGAAUAUAGAAAAGAAAUAUUUUAAAUUCUAUUAACCUAUAUAGCCUUAUAAUUGUCUUUUCAUUACCCAAAUAAUGAUGAAAAGAAAAAAGAUAGAUAUCAAAAACUAGUAAGCACCUUAUCGAAAUAUUUAACUAUUAGUUCAAAAAUUUUGAAAGAUAAACUUGUGCUCCAGGAGAAAGGAUUUUUGCAAAAUAGAGAUGCAUUUUUAAAGUUUCGCGAUGAGAUAGUUAAAUCACAUGAUUUAGCAUACAAGUUUGAAAAAUUUGUUAUAAAAGAGUGGCUGAUUAAUUUCUAAGAAUUAAAAGGCUAUGAUGAUGAAGAGAUUCUUAAGAUAAUUAGUUUUAAAUUGUAUCAAUUCAGAGCCUAAGCAGCUAUGCCUAAAUCAGUAUCUUAAAGGGUCUUAUUGAAUUUGCUAGGCAAUUUAAAGGUGAGUGAGGACACAAUGAAAGAUUUUAAUUCAGGUAAUUUAGAAGGGAAUUUAUUAAAAUUCCUUGAAAAAAUGAAAUCUAUAGGGGAUGAAUUAUAAAAAUGAGCC
Paramecium octaurelia is the source of this 1368-nucleotide messenger RNA. Lineage: Eukaryota; Ciliophora; Oligohymenophorea; Peniculida; Parameciidae. The record is from the annotation of a GenBank genome assembly.